Trichoderma virens Gv29-8 is the source of this 357-nucleotide messenger RNA. RefSeq lists its product as uncharacterized. The transcript has a single exon. NCBI's taxonomy places the organism in Eukaryota, Fungi, Ascomycota, Sordariomycetes, Hypocreales, Hypocreaceae. Bases 1 to 357 code for a protein of 118 amino acids. The record is from RefSeq and is a predicted model, not a curated record.
AUGUGUACUUUUUUCUGGUGCCACGUCCUCUGUCCGUGUCCGUACGAAAAGGACUGCGCCAUGGCCAGGAAUCGGAUCGUCUUCUGGGACGGCAUGUGGCGCCACAAGACGGCCAAGCAGGCGCCCGUUCCGAACUCCGGGACGACGUGUGAGAAGCGCAAGGAGCGGUUCGGCCAGGACGCCGCGCCCGAUUGGAAAUGUCCGUCCCGGGACUUGCUGGCGUGGAUGGUGGAGUUGACGUAUGUCGUGGAUACGAAGCCGUGUGCUGAGUGUAGACACAAGUGCAAGGCUCGCUUUGAUAAGAGGACCGAGGAGGAAAAGUCGGCUGAGGGGGGAGAGGGGGAUAUACCACAGUGA